AUGGGCAAAGAGCAGUUCCGAGCUCGGACCGGGUGCCUCACGUGCCGCGACCGACAUAUCAAAUGCGACGAAACAUUGCCCAAGUGUAGGAACUGCUGCAAAUCCAAUCGGGUCUGUGAGCGAGGGAUCCGUCUGAAUUUCAUCGACAUCCAGACAUGUGCGUCGCAGUCUGGUCUCAUGGAUCUACCCCCAGGCACUCAGCUCAAAUUCCACGACGAGUCGCGAGCUAUCGCAUCGGGGUACGCUGUUGAUCCAAAGAAGGAAAAACAUGUUCACACCUCGCACACGGAGCCUACACAGCAGACAGAGCCGUCCCAAGCGAGCUCAUCUAAAGAUGGCCCCAUUCUGCCCGUGAGGACAGCGUCUUCUGCGGAGCAGACUGCGCUAGUCCAAGUACAGUGCAACCCCUUGCCCUCGUUGCAGGUCAUCACCAACCAUGAUGAGGGUCUGCUGAUGGAGAUAUUCCUCGGCAAGGUGGCGCCUUGGAUGGACUGUCUGGUCGCGAGCAAGCCCUUCGCAAAUAUUACGCCCUUUUACGCCCUAAGCCAACCAGCACUUUACAGUACAGUAAUGGCGUGCGGGGAGAGAUAUCUGAUGCCUACCGAGGAAUCUCUUUACCAUGAAAAAGCAUGCCAGAGUCUUGAGCUCGAGAUAGCCAAGCCCGAUGCCGAUCAUCUCCUGUGUGUGACCAUUUCCGCCUUGCUGCAUGCAUAUGGGAUUAUGGGUGACGGAGGCAACAAUAACAAAGGCCACUCAGAUCGCACGCGAGCUUUGAUUGGGCAAGUUGAUCUCAGCGGCGGAUAUUCGCAUCUGGCUGGUGCCUGCUUUUGGGCAUACAACCUCAACUCUGUGCUAGAUAGUCUCGUCCACAACUCGAGGCCGAUGUACGAUGCAGAUAAAAUCGACAUGGCACUGAAUGCGGUUCAAGGUACAGAUACCAACAAUGGUAUACUUUACUGCGACGAAGACCUAUGGGCUUACCGGAUACUGUCGACAUGUGCCAAGGUUGCCGCACUUCACACCGAGGUGGCCCAGGGCACAUACGCCGAUUCGAUGGACCGUCUCCGCCAGGACCGUGAGCAGUACAAGGGUUGGUGCGAUGAGUGGGCCAGCAAUGUGCCGAGAUCGAUGAUGCCUCUAUGCUACAUCCCACCACCAGAUGAACAUUCGACAUUAGAAACAACAACCCACUUCCCUCAGGUCAUGUUCGUCGGGUCCUCGGCAACAGUCGCGCGCCUACUUUACCACGUCUCGUGCUUGCUGCUUGUCAGGAUUGGAGUAGCUGAGCGCUCAACUGAGGCGCAAGAAGCCCAGUGCAAACAGAUAAGGCACGCUAUGGACAUAUGCGGAAUUGCUUCGCAGGGUGAAGAUAAGUAUGUGACCCUUGUUUCUCGAUGA
Bipolaris oryzae ATCC 44560 is the source of this 1398-nucleotide messenger RNA. RefSeq lists its product as uncharacterized. The transcript has 3 exons. The record is from RefSeq and is a predicted model, not a curated record. Gene Ontology annotation, molecular function: DNA-binding transcription factor activity, RNA polymerase II-specific; transcription cis-regulatory region binding; zinc ion binding. Gene Ontology annotation, cellular component: nucleus. Gene Ontology annotation, biological process: positive regulation of transcription by RNA polymerase II. NCBI's taxonomy places the organism in Eukaryota, Fungi, Ascomycota, Dothideomycetes, Pleosporales, Pleosporaceae. Bases 1 to 1398 code for a protein of 465 amino acids.